Grammomys surdaster is the source of this 1080-nucleotide messenger RNA. Its product is annotated as retinol dehydrogenase 16-like. NCBI's taxonomy places the organism in Eukaryota, Metazoa, Chordata, Mammalia, Rodentia, Muridae. The annotation marks the transcript as partial. The record is from RefSeq and is a predicted model, not a curated record. The transcript has 2 exons.
UGUGAAAUACAAGAGCACACAGGUGAUGCUCUUAUCACAAGAUCCUUCGCCAUUUCCUGCACAUCCCAGAUCCAAAGGGUGUGGCCUUUCCUCACCACAGGCUCCUGUUGGCAUGCUACUCUACUCUUAUUAAAGUGUUCUCACUGCGAGACCUCUGAAGUCCUUGACAUCUGUCUGCCUUGCAGGAGGGAACUUUCCUACUUUGGAGUGAAAGUGGCUAUUAUAGAGCCUGGACACUUCAAGACUGGAAUGACCAGUAGAGGCAGAUUAUCAUCAAGCUUCCAGAUGCUGUGGGACCAGACCAGCUCAGAAAUCAGGGAGAUCUAUGGCGAGAAAUACUUGGCAUUCAAUCUGAAAAAGCUAGACGGAUUGGACCAGUUGGGCAACAAGGACCUGUCUUUGGUGACUGACUGCAUGGAGCAUGCUCUGACUGCCUGUCACCCUCGCACCCGAUAUUCAGCUGGGUGGGAUGCCAAGCUCUACUACCUUCCCUUGAGCUACCUGCCCACCUCUCUUGUGGAUGCCCUUCUCUACUGGACUUCUCCAAAGCCUGAGAAAGCUCUCUGAAGUCUUUACCUAUGUUUAUAGUUGGGGAUAUGGAGGUACUGUGUAAGGGAGGGAAUCUGUAGGAGAAUGUAUAACAGUUGAGGGAGGGAGGUCAUUACUAUGGUGUUAUUAGUUCACACUCUUCAUUCCACUAAAUUUCCUGUGAUAUUACUCAAGCCUAAUGGUGACCAUAAAAAUAAACAAAGAAGUCUACCAAGGGAUUCAGAUACAAAAGUGUGGGCAGAUGACCAGUCUCUGAACAUUAUGGUCUACCAUAGGAUCCAUACAAAUGAGGAGGUUAGAGAGAGCUUGUGCCAAGCACCUCCCCUGCAGAAAAUGCACAUUCCAUGGUUAGUUUCCACCCCUAUGCAGUGUGGAAGUGUACCUGCUCUGAAGUAACCUGUGACCAUGGUGUUGUGACUGGGGGGGGGUCACUAAUAAUGCCAUCACUCAUGCCCUUGAAUCAGGUCAGCUGGUCCUGGGUGCGAGUUCAGUUGCUCGUGGUGAGAAUACAACAGAGGAUGAAGACAUCAA